AUGUUUGUAGCUGCAACCAUGUCCUCAUCGUCACCCCAGGACAAUUCGCCUUCGCUUCCUCCCGCGUCUUUCUCCACCCCUCCAGGACAUGCGGAAAUAACUGUCGAUGGGCAGCGUGUCAUUUCUCAACUCAAGAACACCGUAACGCUUGGACGUGUGUCGUCAAAGGCGAAUGGCGUUUCGACAAUCGCUCAAGGAUUGGCCACCAUUCAGCUUGGGCCUACCAACUUGUUGAACUCCCUUGGUCAUCGCACCACAGGGGAUGUUGCCGCGGACGUUGAUCAUGGACCACGUGACGCCAGCGAUGGCAGAUCCAUAUCGUCGGGCCCUCCGUCGAAAUAUGGAUUCAGGAAACGUUUGUCGAGACUUUUCAAGGGUGACCCUAAAGUCAAAGAGUCUGUUUCCACUUCGUCUGCCUCGUCAGCAUCCUUUACGCUCGUUGGAACUGAGGAACGCAUCCAGUCUGCCGUACCUGACCGUAGCGCCAUGCCUAUAUCGUUGGGACUGCACUCACCAGCACAUUCCACUGAAAUGUCGUCCACGCCACUCGUUGUUCUAGAUACUCAGAUGCAACAGAAUCCUGCUGCGUAUGGAACCCUCCGUGUAGACAUCUUCCCCGAAAACGUUAUCAAACCCACCUACAAGACCGACUUGCCCAAGCCGCAUGCUCGUGUUGACAAGACCCCGCAGCUUGUCUACUGCUGCAGUCUCCUCUCCAAGGCUCCAGGACCGUUGCUACCAACCUCGGACAGCAAUGUCAACCAGGAUUCGCCUCUCGACGACAAAGAGAAGAAAUGGGUGCAGCUCAUUGAUCCCGUCUUACAGGACCGAUAUCAAAGGCUCGUUGAGCAUUUGGUCAAGGCGUUCGAUGACCACCAUCUCAAGGAAUCUGAUGUGGUCACCGAGGUUGUUUUUGUUGGUCCCGUCCUUGACCGUGACACCUACCGCAGCUUGCUCUCUUGCUUCAUCUCCGAAUUUGAGCAGACAAUACCGCUGGAUGACAUUCUGCUCCAAGGCCUUGUGCAACUGGUCGAGUGCGCCUCAUCUGGAUACCUUGUUGACGAUGAUCUGGUCAGGAUCAUCACCGUUCUCUCCAAGGAGCUGUCGAUUACCCACAUUGGCACGAGUGACCAUCCCUUGCACCUGACACUGUCGCUCGCUCGAGUCCUUGAUGUGAUGGUGACUGGCAAAGUCAAGGACCUGAACCGUGAUCGAGACCAUCAGCCGAUGCUACAACUGCUGGACGGUCUGAAGGACAGCGACAGUGUUGUCCAGAGGUACGAGGCAACCUAUGCUUACCAGGCCCUCCAGUAUGCACCCGAUGACGAGACUCCGCUCCAGGUGCUGUGGAGAUAUGCAAAGGUAGUAGCGGCAGGCGCAGGUGCAGUGUCGAGUGUUUUCAAGUUGGAUCCAGAGGGAUUCCUCAAAGGCAUCGAGAGUCUUCAAGAGAUUGGCGAAGGAGUCGUGGGAGCUGUCAGUACUGGAAUUGAGGUUGUUGACACCCUUCGUGUUGGUGCUGGUGAGGCCGUCCGGGCGUCGGAGAACAAAUUCGACUUUAUGAAGAAGCGCUCGUGGUAUCUCGCCCUUCAAGGAACGGCUCUCUUUAUUCGACAGGGACGGCUUUCGGACUUUAACCUUGUCGUCAGCCAAGCGCCUUGCCGCAACAACCCCAACUUUCAAUGGGGAAUCUGUCGCCAGGUCGGAGAGAUUGCCGUCGAUCCGCUCUGGGAUGUUCUUGUCCGCCAGCAGGCCAUCGACUUUCUGGGUGAACUGUACAGAAGCAGCUCUGACUGGAAACCGCAUGUCGAUGUCAAACGCUGGAUCCUGACCAUUCUCAUCCAGAUCUCGGAGCUGUCAGAUGUGUCUGUCAAGGAUCGCGCUGUUGCUUUACUACUAGACCUAAAAAGCGGCGGUAUCGACGAGUGUCCUGGCUCUUUUUCGCUUAGCAGACGCCUCCCUCUGCCGUCAACCUCCCCGCUUCUUGCUAAGGUCCAAGAGAUCCCAAAACUCGAGUACGACCUGCACGUCUUGAAGUUGAUGAGGAUUGCCGACUACAAACAGGCGGUUUACAUCGACCCCAUGGCCAAACUCAACCUCCAAGACACAGACGACAAUCUCUUCCCUCUCAUGGACAAGGUCAGGGACUUUCUUGCCAGCGACUCUCAGGUCAUGCUUGUUCUUGGCGACUCGGGGGCGGGUAAAUCGACAUUCAAUCGACACCUGGAACACGAACUCUGGCAGGAGUACAAGGCAGGAGGCCGCAUCCCGCUUUUCAUCAACUUGCCAUCCCUCGAGCGACCAGAGAAGGAUUUGGUUGUGGAGCAAUUGAGGACCCACAACUUUUUGGAGGACCAAAUCCGCGAGCUGAAGCUGCACCGCAAGUUUAUGUUGAUUUGUGAUGGAUACGACGAGAGCCAGCUUACAUCCAAUCUGCAUACUACCAACCUCUUUAACCGAUCUGGGCAGUGGUAUGUCAAGCUGCUCAUUACUUGUCGCACGCAGUAUCUCGGACCGGACUAUCGGGGUCGCUUUGAGCCCAAGGCGGUGGACCAGUAUGCUCGUGUCGCUAACGAUCUUUUCCAGCAAGCCGUCAUCGCCCCAUUCAGCAGGGAACAGAUCGAGGACUAUGUAGAGCAUUAUGUUCCUCUCGAACCGCGCACCUGGGUCAAGAAGGACUACAUGGACAAGCUGGAGGCGAUCCACAAUCUAAUGGAUCUGGUCAGGAACCCGUUCCUCCUUACCCUGUCACUGGAGGCCCUUCCUACGGUCGUGCAAGGGAAAACCGACCUCUCCAGACUUCGAGUGACUCGUGCGGAACUGUACGACACCUUUGUGAGGCACUGGAUGGGUGUCAACAAGCGUCGUCUGCAAGAUCAAAGGCUGGACAGGGAGAACCAGAUGGCGUUUGACUUCCUCUGUGCCGACGGGUUCGAGCGCCACGGUAUUUUGUACCAGAUGGAUCUGGCGACGUCCAUCUUUCAGAAGCAGGAGGGCAGACCUGUCGUUGACUACUCUCAUAUGCGAGACUGGAAGACGUGGAAGGCUCAAUUCUUUGGUCUUGAUCCUACGAGGGCGCUCCUUCGAGAUGCCAGUCUGCUGAGUCGUGUGGGCAACCAAUACCGCUUUGUCCACCGGUCCGUCUUGGAAUACUUUUUCUCUUGCACCAUCUCUGGGCCCACCAAAGGGCAUGAUGAAUUUGAUCCGCCUGUCCAUUCCGAAACAUCCGCCGCCUCACCAACUAUCGGCGCCCAUCCGCUGUCUCAGAGGAGCCUUGUCGUAGAGCCCUCGAUCAUCCAGUUUCUGGCGGAGCGCGUGCAGCUGGACUCUGGAUUCAAGGAUGAGCUCGUCGCCAUCAUUGAGCUAUCCAAGUCCGACGACCAAGCAGCCCAAGCCGCUGCGAACGCCAUCACGAUCUUGGUCAAGGCAGGAGUGCGAUUCAACGGAGCCGAUCUUCGGGGUAUUCGAGUUCCCGGAGCGGACAUGUCUGGAGGCCAGUUCGACUCGGCACAACUGCAGGAGACUGAUUUGACAGGUGUCAACCUCACCAAGAGCUGGAUUCGUCAGGCGAACUUCACCAAGGCGCAGAUGGAGGGAGUUCAGUUCGGGGAGAUGCCGUACUUGAAGGAGGAUAGAGGGGUACAAUCGUGCGCCUAUUCGCCUGACGGAACAGCGCUCGCUGUAGGUCUUUUCAGAGGACGCAUCAACAUUUACGACACCUCUAUGUGGACAAUGACCCGCACGUUUGAAGGGCAUCAAGAGUGUGUAAACAGCCUCGCCUAUUCGCCAACCGGUCUCCAACUUCUUUCAGGCAGUGACGACAAGACAGUGCGAUUGUGGGACUGCGUGAGUGGGUCGUGCGUUUUUGUUCUGGAGGGGCAUACCAACGAAAUAUGGACUGUGGCGUUUUCACCCUCUGGCAAGCAGGUCGCGUCGGGAAAGGACUCAACUGUGGGACUAUGGGAUGUUCAGACAGGCGCCAAUCUAUUCAACUUGACUGGUCAUACUGGAUGGAUUCGUAACAUCUCCUACUCACCCGAUGGAUAUGCGGUCGUGUCUGUUGGCGGCGAUGAGAUGAUCCGGUUCUUUGACACACAGACUGGACAGCCAGGAGAAGUCUGGGAGAGCCAAAGUAGUGGGAUGAAUAGCGUCGCAUACUCCCCUGGAGGCCUAGAGAUCGCCGUCGGGUGUCGUAAUGGCGAGUUACUGCUCUACAAUACAACUACCGGCAAGCCAACGAGGAGUUGGAAGGCUCAUAACGAAGAAGUCUCGGGUGUGAGCUUUUCACCGAACGGCCAGUGGGUCGCCACAUGCAGCGAUGACGGCACGGUGAAGGUCUGGAGUGCAGCAACAGGUUCGGUCCUGUCCGUCUUUACAGGUCAUAGCGACAGGGUGACACAGGUAGACUUUUCGCCAACCGGACUCCAACUUGCCUCAUGUAGUUCUGACGGCACCAUUCGACUCUGGGACGUGAGCUCAUUGGGUACAAGCAUGGAUGUGGAGGGUGGAUCGGACCCGUUGACGAGCGUACUUUUUUCUCCAGACGGUCAAGUUCUCUUCUCUGGUUCCAAUUCGGGAGAUGUGCGGCAGUAUGAUGCAGGAUCUGGAGAGUCUGGUCCUUUCUUUGUUUGCGGAGACAAUCCUGUCGAGUGCCUAGCGGUCUCCCCGGAUGGUCUUCGAAUCGCGUCAGUUGGAACGUGCGACGAAUUCGUCAUUGUGUGGGACAUUGGAGCAGGUCAAGCCGACGUUGUCCUGUGCGGUCACACAGAACAGGUGGAAGCCUUGGCAUUUUCAGAGGACAGCCGCUGGAUUGCUACCGGCGGUGACAACUUUACAGUGCUACUUUGGGACGCUCGCUCAGGGAUACUCGACCGCGUGCUUGAAGGCCAUACCGGUUCUGUUGUUUGUUUGAUAUUUACGUUAGAUAGUCGUCGAAUUUUGUCAGGAGCUUGGGAUGGAACUAUUCGAGCCUGGGAUUUGAACAGUCACGAGUGUAGUGUCGUUGUGGAUGGUGGCUAUGAUAUAGUACGUUGGGCGUUAUCAACUUCACCUGGUGGCUUGAAGGGUGCUUGUAAACGCUUUAAUGGCUAUACUAUGAAGCUUUGGGACAUGGAGAACGGGCAUUGGCAACAAACGCUAGAGCACAAUGACAAGGUACAAUGCUUUGGGUUUUCGUCCUGUGGGCAAUGGAUGGGUGUAGGCCUGCGCCGUUCGGUUUGGCUGUGGAAUUUCGUCCCUGAAGCGUCGGUGGAAGGAGGAGGAGGAGGAGGAGGAGGAGGUGGAGAGUGGGAGUGUUCGGUGUUUGUCCAAGAUAUCUUUGGAGCUGUCAAGAGCAUCGCAUGGAAACCCCAAGCACUGGAGUUUAGUAUCGGAUGCGAUAAUGGGUCUCUUCAAGUGUGGAGAUUGGUGGAGACGUCGUCGUCGUCGCCGUUGGAUGCAUGGUCGGCCCAGUUGGUUUGGAGCGCUGGAAACCCUGUUCUAGCUGCCUCGGAUGUCGUUUUUACUGAUGCUGUUGGUCUCUCUUCAGCCAAUCAGCAAUUACUCACUCAGCGCGGCAGGGCGCCGCUUGAAAUUGCUACUGAUGGCGAAUGGCGCGCCGAUUAA
Linnemannia hyalina is the source of this 5601-nucleotide messenger RNA. The record is from the annotation of a GenBank genome assembly. NCBI's taxonomy places the organism in Eukaryota, Fungi, Mortierellomycota, Mortierellomycetes, Mortierellales, Mortierellaceae.